GUCCUCUGCUGGUGUGAGUGUUACCAAACCAAUACACUCAAUGCUCAAACAUCGGUUGAAUCUAACAGCAGUGAAUUAACAGAUUAGAACAGCUGCUAGUUGAUACUGUGUGGCCGUAAGCCUCUGUAGGAUGGGCAGCGCGCGGAACAUCAUGGGCUAUGCCGUGAUAGUCGCAGCCCUGGGGUUCGGUUUAGGAACGUGGAUCGCACUGUAUCCUACUGAAGAGAGACGGCAACGGAUCAUGCAGAAUCUGCCUGAAUCGAACCCGGUGAGAAUGGAAGAGACGAGGAAGAGGAGUGCUCUGUUGAUGCAGGCACUCAAGGACGCUGCUGAAACCAACGACAAUAUUGUAAGAGGAAUUGGUGGAAGUAAAUAAAAAUAGACAGGCACAGCUCUGUGAGCUGUUUGCAGAGGCUGGCAUGCAGGGUUACCUUGCACUCAAAAAAGAUGGACAUUGUAUUAUUUACAGGGAGGUUGUUGUUUCAGCUGUAAUAUCAUCAUUAUAUGUGGAAACAAAUUCUCCUAACACAACCACAUCUUUUCAGUCUUAUUAAAAGCUGAGGGGAUGACCGAAACUGGUUUUCAUCAGGUUCAACCAAUCAACAAAUUGAUUCCAGUAACAAAUCUGUCAGUCCAAAGUCUAAUAUGUCCAUUGUUUAACUUUUCAAACACAAGAAGAUGGGUGACACUGGGGGCAGCUGUGGCUCAGGAGGUGGAGCAGCCCUGGAGAGCAACAGUCAACUCCAAAUUGCUCUUUGUGUGGUAUUUCUGUGUGACUGGUUGAAUAAGAUUUCAAUUGUGUUAUAUGAAUAAAUAAAUCCAGUCACCACUUAC
Scomber scombrus (Atlantic mackerel) is the source of this 834-nucleotide messenger RNA. Its product is annotated as ubiquinol-cytochrome-c reductase complex assembly factor 3. The record is from RefSeq and is a predicted model, not a curated record. The transcript is spliced from 2 exons. The coding region runs from base 131 to 376 and encodes 81 amino acids. Gene Ontology annotation, biological process: mitochondrial respiratory chain complex III assembly. NCBI's taxonomy places the organism in Eukaryota, Metazoa, Chordata, Actinopteri, Scombriformes, Scombridae.